CCGUAACUCGAGAUUUCCAACUCGAAAUUAUCCAACCCGACCCGAUUGCCAGCUCUAUUUAUGAGCCAAUGUUGGACCUAAAAAUAGUUACUCCACAAAUAUUAAUCAAUUAUGCAUGCCUUUUGGAGGGGAAAAACAAAACUAUUUUGAAGAUGCAUUCAAGGUGUACGAGAGAGGGGUCAAAAUAUUUAAGCCACCAAGUCAGUUCCAGAUAACGAGAAGUUGAGCAUGUAUGAAAGUUACAUUGCCUGUGCUGCUGAAAUCUUUGGUCUCUCAAAAACAAGAGAAAUAUACGAACAAGCGAUAGAGUCUGGUCUCCCGGUCAAAGAUGUCAAUAAAAUGUGUCUCAAGUAUGCAGAGUUAGAGAAGAACUUGGGAGAAAUAGACCGAGCGCGAGGAACUUACAGAUUUGCAUCUCGGUUGGCUGAACCGAGAUCUGAUCAAGAUGUCUGGAUUAAGUGGCAUGACUUUGAGGUCCUCCAUGGAAAUGAAGAUACCUUCAGAGAAAUGCUGCGAAUCAAACAAACUGUUUGUGCUAAUCACAACCAGUGCUGCUGCAAAAGAUGGCAACAACAGAAAAACGCUAGGGUUCGUACGGGCUGGAGUGCAGACACAGACUGAUGGCGGGGUAAAAGUUACGGAAAAUCGAGAAGACAUUGAGCUACCAGAAGAAAGCGACUCCGAUGGUGAUGAUGAGAAAGUGGAAAUUGUAAAGAAGGAUGUUCCAUCUGAGGUCUUUGGAGGACUGGUCAGAAAGAGGGUUGAUUCGAGGAUAAUGCUCCUGCAAAUAGUGAGAACCGGCGGCUUGGUGCUCUUGAUAGGAUAAAACGACUUAAAGGGCCGAGUGGCGAAAGAUGAAUAGUAAGCCAACGUGUUUGAUAGAUUUUGGUGUUGUUUUCAACGUCCUUCGAGAAGAACUUGUGUGGUGGCUGGUAAAGUUUUGCCAUAUACAGUUGAUGAUGAUGCUGUUGAAAAAGAUGUGACAUUGCAUUCUUCUUUCACAUAUUACCAUUAGAUCAAUACUGAGAUUGAAGCUUGAAAGGGUAAUUUGAUUUGGUUGCUUAUUGGGAGCACAAAAACCAAUAUCGUUCUACAACUCCACUCUUUCACACCCAAAUACUGCUUUCUAGGAAGCUUCACGUGAAGAAAAAAAUGG
Molecule: messenger RNA, 1156 nt
Organism: Linum trigynum
Lineage: Eukaryota; Viridiplantae; Streptophyta; Magnoliopsida; Malpighiales; Linaceae
Source: the annotation of a GenBank genome assembly